Molecule: messenger RNA, 1919 nt
Organism: Sorex araneus (European shrew)
Lineage: Eukaryota; Metazoa; Chordata; Mammalia; Eulipotyphla; Soricidae
Gene: CFAP157
Product: cilia and flagella associated protein 157
Exons: 8
Coding region: 110-1858 (582 amino acids)
Biological process (GO): sperm axoneme assembly
Cellular component (GO): cilium; ciliary basal body
Molecular function (GO): microtubule binding
Source: RefSeq, a predicted model, not a curated record
AGCCCCUUUAAGGCCAGCGCAGCGCUCAGCUUGUUGCUAUGUCUGGGACCAACUUCCUUAGCAACCACGUAGUCCCUUAAAGGGGCCUGAGCGGUGGUUGCCACCAGCCAUGGCUCCCAAAAAGAAGACAAACAAAGCGCCCAAUGAGCUCGAGAAGAAGCGGAGAAGCGGCAAGAAGGAUACAGGCACCCCCAAGCCCUUGGAGCCACCUUUGAGCGAGGAGACGAAGGAAUUCUACCUCAUGCAGAUCCGAGACCUGGAGGACAGGCUGGCCCGGUACCAGCGCAAGUGGGACGAGCUGGCCGUGCAGGAGAAGCAGUUCCGCCAGGAGUUCGAGCAGCUGGCCACCAACAAGAAGGAGAUCGUGGCCUUCCUCAAGCGCACGCUCAACCAGCGCAUGGACGAGAUCGCCGAGCUCAACGAGCAGCUGCAGAGCCUGCAGCUGGCCAAGGACAUGGAGAAGGACGCCUUUGAGGCCCAGCUGGCCCAGGUGCGCCACGAGUUCCAGGAAACCAAGGACCAGCUCACCACGGAGAACAUCGCGCUCGGGGGGAAGCUGGCAGCCCUCGAGGAGUUCCGGCUGCAGAAAGAGGAGCUCAUGGAGAGGUUCGCGGUGCUGGAGGACCAGCUGCGGAAGCAGGAGAGCGAGUACAAGGAGAACAUCUACAACGCCGAGAAGAAGUCCAUGAUGGACAAGGACAGGCUGCGGAAGGAGAUCACUCAGCGCGUGAACCUGGUGGCCGCCGAGUUCCGCAAAUUAGCGGCCUCCCAGAUGUGGGACACGACCAAGCGGACCAUCACGGAGAACAACGUGGUGACCCUGCAGCUGUCCAAGGUGUCCCGACACGGCCUGCAGCUGCUGCGGGAGAACGAGGAGCUCAAGAGCGCCCAGUGCCACCUGCGCCAGGAGCUGGAGCUGCUCGAGAGCACGCAGAAGGCCAUGGCCAAGAACAACCAGUCCCACCAGAAGGUCAUCCUCAUGCUGACCGAGAAGUGCCAGGAGCAGCAGCUGGACCAGAAGGAGGCGGAGAAGACGCGCGCGCGGCUCAGCAAGCAGGAGCACUGCCUGCAGCAGUGCGAGGAGGAGAACCGGGCGCUGCGGAAGAAGCUGGAGCAGCUGAGCGCCGGGCUGGAGCAGCAGCGGGCUGAGGGGCAGCGGCUCCAGCAGGAGCUGGCCAAGGAGCAGGGCACCAGGGCAAGGCUGGAGAAGACCGUGACCCAGGCCACCUCGGUCCUCCAGAACAUUCUGCAGGGAAGCAGGAAGUGCUUGGAAGCAGGGUGGGGGGUCCUGAAGCCGGGCAGGGGAGCGGGAGGUUGCCCGAGGGGCUGGCCUGCCUCGGCCUUGUCUUCUUGGGGCGGGGGGGGGGCGCGUCUCCCCUGCCGCUGUGGCUGGAGACCUUGGGAAGUGGGGUCCCGUUCCCCUGAGGGCCUGACGGCCGCGCCCUACACCCCACAGAUGCGGCCAGAGGAGGGCAAAGACGCCGAGCUCCUGUUCCAGCUGCAGCAGAGGGAGCUGACGGAGCAGCUGCUGGCCAUGCUCAGCUCGGCCCUGGUCCUCGGUCCCCUCCAGGUCCCCUGUCCCCAGCAGGAGAGGAAGGCCAGCCGGCAGUCCCCCCGCACGGCCCUGGUGAAGCAGCUGGCUGGCAUCAGGCCCUACCAGCCCGGGGACCUGGGCCUGGUGCCGCGCGGCUCGGGCAUCCCGCCCAACCCCAAGGACCUCCAGCUGCUCUCCCACACCAGCCGCGUGGGCAGGGUGGGCAACCUGCACAUGCAGAACAACACCGAGAUGAAGUUCGGUAUGCAGAAGAGAAGGCUGAAAGGCUGCGGCCAUCCUGCAGGCUCUCUCCUUUCCAAGUGAAACAGAGAUGCCCACCCCCUAGCCCAGAGACGGACUAUCCGGCCACAGAUCCUGCCCCCCA